Molecule: messenger RNA, 9350 nt
Organism: Chroicocephalus ridibundus (black-headed gull)
Lineage: Eukaryota; Metazoa; Chordata; Aves; Charadriiformes; Laridae
Gene: MN1
Product: MN1 proto-oncogene, transcriptional regulator
Exons: 3
Coding region: 358-4074 (1238 amino acids)
Biological process (GO): regulation of DNA-templated transcription
Source: RefSeq, a predicted model, not a curated record
GCGGCGCAGCCCUCCCAGCGCCCGCACGCAGCGCCGGCCCCGCCGCCCGCACCGGCCCCGCCGCCGCUGCCGGAGCCCUGCGAGCCGCGGGCAGCGCACGGCGGGCCGGCGAUGCGGCGCGCAGCUCCCGAGCGCCGGAGCCUAUGAGCGGCGGCGCGCCGCCCCGUCGGCUCUCGGGCAGCGCAGCGCGGCCGGCGCCGGGCGGCAGCGGGCGGAGAGCCGCCGGGGUGAGCGCGGGCGGGCGGCCGGUGCCGGCGGUGCGGCGGCGCGGCAGGAUGUAAGCGGGGCGGCCGGAGCGGCGGGGAGCGGGACGGCGGAGCGGAGCGGCCAUGCCCUUCUGAGGAGCCGCCGCGCAGGAUGUUCGGGCUGGAGCAGUUCGAGCCGCAGAGCAGCAGCCGGAGCGGCGGGCAGGCGGAGCGGGGCUUCGGCCAGCCCGGACUGAGCAUGAGCGCGCACUUCAAGGCGCCGGCCUUCCCCGGCGGCGGCCCGGCGGCGGCGGCGGUGGACCCGGCCCUGGGCGCGCUGGGCGAGCCGCCCCUCCUGGGCAUGAACAUGAGCCUGGCCGGGGACGCGUACGGCUUCCCGGGCCGCGGCCCCGCCGAGCUGCACGGCGGCGGCAUGCAGCCGCCGGUGCACGGCUUCUUCGGCGGGCAGCAGCCGCACGGCGGCCACGGCGGCGCCCACCACCCCCACCAGCACCCCCCGCACUUCGGCGGCAACUUCGGGCCCGACCCCGGCGCCUCCUGCGUGCACGGCGGCCGGCUCCUGGGCUACAGCGGCGCGCUGGGCGGGCAGACGGCGUUCGCCGACGGCUACGAGCACAUGGCCGAGAGCCAGGGCGGCGAGGGCUUCGGGCAGCAGCGCCCCGGGAACCUGCCCGACUUCCAGCACCACAGCGCCGGCGCCUCCAGCCACGCCGUGCCGGCGCCCUGCCUGCCCCUCGACCAGUCCCCCAACCGCGCCGCCUCCUUCCACGGGCUGCCGGCGGCCGGCUCCUCCGAGCCCCACGGCCUGGAGCAGCGGCGGCUCCCCGCGCAGGGCGGCGUGGACUCGCUGGAAUACAAUUACCCCGGCGACGGCCCCGCCGGCCACUUCGAGCUGCCCGUCUUCUCCCCGUCGGAGCCCGAGGGGCAGCUGCCGCACUACGGCGGCGGGCGGCAGGUGCCGGCGGGCGGCAGCUUCGCGGGGGCGCCCGCCCUGCCCCGGGCACCGGGCAUGGCCGUGGCCAAGGCGCACCCGCCGCAGCAGCACGGCGUCUUCUUCGAGCGCUUCGGGGGGGCGCGGAAGAUGUCGGCCAGCCUGGAGCCGGGGGCCAGCGCCAGGCACCCGCUGAUGCAGCAGCAGCAGCCGCCGCCACCGCAGCCGCCGCAGCAGCCGCCGGGCUUGCUGGCCAGACAGAACUCCUGCCCGCCAGCCAUCCCUAGGCAACAGCAAACAGAAGCCAAUGCUCCCAACCCCAACCUGCAGGACAAUGGGCCCAUAAUGCAGAACCAGCAUGCACAGUUUGAAUACCCUAUUCACAGACUGGAGAACAGGAAUAUGCAUCCCUACACCGACCCCGUGUUUAAUAUGCAGCACCCUCCUCCGCAACAGCCACCAAAUCAAAGACUGCAGCACUUCGAUGCCCCCUACGUGAGCGUCGCCAAAAGGCCGCGGUUCGACUUCCCCGGCAACCCCGGCGUCGAGCGCUGCGCCUCCUGGGGCAGCGGCAUGCACGGCCCCGCCAUGGAGAGCCACCUCUCCCCGACGGCCUACCCCGGCCUGCCGGGCGAGUUCACCCCGCCGGCACCCGAAGCCUUCGGGGGGCCGCUGCCGCAUGGCGGCCCCGAGCACCCGGCGCUGGCCCAGCGCCAGAACGCGGCCCUGGUGAUGAAGCAGAUGGCCUCACGCAGCCAGCAGCGCCUGCGGCCGCCCAGCCUGCAGCAGCUGGGGCACCACGGUGAGGUGGGCCCGCCCGGCAGCCUGCCCCCGCCCGCCUUCGAGCGGGAGGCCGGCAGCGGCGGCCGCAGCUUCGACCCGCCAGCGCCGCACAUGGCCCCCGACAGCGCCUGGUUUGCGGGGCCGCCGCCGCCCGGGGAGCUGCUGCCGCGGCGCAUGGCGGCUCCAGGGCUGCCGGCCGAGGCUGCCCCCCAUGAGCUGGGCCUGCAGCCGGGCGGCGCCGCCGUGCUCUUCCGGCCGGGUGCCGGCGGCCUGGGGCUGCAGGAGCCACUGCGAAUGGCGGGCGAUGGGCCGGCGCAGGCCUUGUCCUCACCCGGUGUCCACCCGCCCUUCGCGCCCGCCAUGGGCGGCCUCUCGCAGCUGCAGUCGCCGGGCGGCGGCGUGGCGAUGCCCAGUGCCCCUGCCGAGCGCCGCGGCCCUGCCGACUUUGCCGCCCAGCCCGGCUUCCCCUUCGCGGCAGCGGCACGACAGCCGGCAGCCCAUGGGGCCGCGCCUGCCCUCAGCGCCUCGCCGGGUGCCUACCCGCCACCCCCACCCGAGUUCCCCCCGCCGCCGCCACCACGGCCCACCGCCAGCAAGCUGGGCGCCCUCUCGUUGGGCUCCUUCAGCAAGCCGGCCAGCAAGGACAACGUCUUUGGGCAGAGCUGCCUGGCCGCCCUCUCCACCGCCUGCCAGAACAUGAUCGCCAGCCUGGGCGCCCCCAACCUCAACGUCACCUUCAACAAGAAGAGCCCGGCUGAGGCCAAGCGCAAGCUCAGCCAGGCCGAGCCUGACCCGCCGCCGCCUGCCGCCCCAGACUAUUUCCCGGCGGGGCCGCCGGCGGGCGGGGGUGGCGCGGGCAAGGCAGCGGGCACUGCCCCGCUGCUGCCCGCCGAGAGCAGCCUCUCGCCCGGCUACGCGCUGGAGCCGGCGGCCGGCGGUGAGGGGAAGGCGGGCGGCGGGCGGGGGCGGGGCCGCCGGAAACGGGACAGCGGGCACGUCAGCCCCGGCACCUUCUUCGAGAAGUUCUCGGCCGCGGAGGGCAGCGGGGCUGGUGUCAGCCCAGGGCAGCCGGCGGUGCCGGCGGCGGCGGGGGGCCCACCGGGGAGUGCGGGCACGGAGCGGGGCGGGGGUACCCCCCACGACAAGCCCCUGACCUCGCCCUCCUGGGGCAAGGGUGGCGAGCUGCUGCUGGGGGAGCAGCCUGACCUGAUGUCCUCCCUGGACAGCGGCAUCCAGAGCGUGACCAAGUCGGACGGCAGCUCCCCGCACGUGGACUUUCCCGACGAGGUCAGCACCAGCUAUGGCAAUGAGGACGAGGUGUCCUCCAGCUCCGACAACGCCGCCUCCAAGCCCACCCGCAGCCCGCUGCUGGGCGGCUCACCCAAGCUGCCCCGCGGGGAGCACGCACUUCUCAAUGGACAGAAGCCCCUGGCCCUCGGCCUCCUCAGUACGUCUACCUCGACCCCCGACAGCUACGGGCUCAGCACCACGGCGGGCGCCCACCCCGGCACGCCGGGCAUGGAGCAGGUGCGGACCCCCACGAGCACCUCGGCCCAGGACGAGAUCCACCCCCUGGAGAUCCUGCAGGCGCAGAUCCAGCUCCAGCGGCAGCAGUUCAGCAUCUCGGAAGACCAGCCCUUGGGGCUGAAGAGCAAGAAGGGGGAGUGCACGGGGCAGAACGGGGACAGUGACCUGGGCAGCUGCUGCUCAGAGGGCGUCAAGGGUGCCAUGAGCACCAUCGACCUGGACUCCCUGAUGGCGGAGCACAACUCCACCUGGUACCUGCCCGGUGAGAAGGCCCUGAUGGAGGGGCAGGAGGAGGACAAGCCCAUGGUGCCCUGGGAGAAGCCCAAGCCCACGAACCCCAGCAAAGAAGGGAGGCUGUUUCCCAAGGCCCCCUCAUACAAGCCGCUACUUCCGAGACACCAAACUGCAGUUGGAGGCAUCCUAAAGAGGAAUGGGAUGUAUUUCGAGCCCACGACCUUCCCCCGAGCAAGACCUCGGCCACGGCGCAGACCGGCAGCCACCUGCAGUGCCUCUCGGUCCACUGCACGGACGACGUGGGCGAGGCGAAGGGCCGGACUGCGGUGCCGACGUGGAGGUCCCUGCAUUCGGACAUCUCCAACAGAUUUGGGACUUUUGUGGCCGCCCUGACUUGAACAAAAGAAAUUAUUUUUUUUCUCUUUUUAAUUUCAAAGGGCCGCUACUGCUAGGUGGACUAUUUUUCUAGGUUGGUACCUGCUUAGUGGCAUAUGGACUGGAAAGGGUUAAUUUAAAGUAAACCUCAACUUUUUUUUAAUCUUCUGCCACAGUAUGUUACCAGUGUUAACCCUUCUGCAGUUAGCACACUUUUGCUUAAGAUUUUCCUGCUAGACCACUUUUUCCCAUUAUUCUGUAACCUUGGCAUACAUUUAUAGAUGAGGCCUUUUCCUUUUUCAUCUCAGCGUAUGUCCAAGUCACGUAUGUCAUAAUAAGACAAAGAUCCUCCUCCUCCUCUUCUUCCUCAUUUGCUUUGUUUUUCUUUUUUUUUUUUUUUUUCUUUGUUUUGCUUUGUUCAGUGCUUAUUACGAUGGUGAUCCUGAAGAACAGCAGUUCAGGAAUAAACGCCGGUUAAAGUGAAAUGGUCAUCAUUAUAUUAUAUAUUAUAUUGACACCCAGCUUUUGCCAGUCACAUACAAACCAAACAGUUAAUGCUCUAUUGAAUAUUCAGGCAACGAGCCUGCCCUUUCUGGAGAAAAUGAUGUUCUGUUGCUAAUAACGUUCAGCCUCGGUUGCUCUCUGCCUCCCUCUGCGAGGCGAGGACGCUCGUUCCUGUAUUUACCCUGCUGAAGCCCAGAGACGGAGCUCUGUCAGGAACAGGCUGGUUCAGACACAGCCGGGGAAGGUAUAGAAGAGAUGUUUUUCUAAAUAAGUCGAACAGGAAGUUUACUUUAUUAUUAAGAGUCGUUAUGUCCUCCACCGAAUGCCCAGGCUCCCUCUCGGCUUGCGAGGAGGAGCAGGGGGUGCUCCCCAGCGAGGCCACAGCCUCCUGGUCCUGGUGAUGCUCCUGCCGAUCCCACUUUAUAACUGCUGGAGGAAAAAAAUCCCCCGGAGCCACUGUGUGCCUCCAGCCUGGGCUGUCCCGAGGUGUCCCGCUGCAAGAGCUGGCACCCCCAGCGGGGCUGGGUCCAUUGCCCGCUGUGGCCGGUGUCCCCAAAGCCCUGCCUGGUGGCACUGCCGCACCCUGCCCGUUUUUCACCCAUUUUUAGCUGAAGGAAGAUGCUGUUGAUCGAAGCAGGACGCAGCGUCCUGUGCAUGCAGCCGUCCUGGUGCAGUGGCGGCGGUCAGGGGACGGCCCGAGCAGGGGAGUGCGGGGGGCUGUAUGCCCACGGUCAGCGUUUCCUAAUCUGCCAGGUAGGGAGACACCCCGUUAGGCCUCCCCCCCCACCCAAACUCAUUUGAGGCCCCGUUUUUGCCAUGCGUUGAAGAGCAGCGUUACUUAGAUGCACACAAUAAAAGGAAAACCAUACUUCCCUGCUCAUGAUAGAUAAUACUCAUUCGAGAAGAAAGUUGGAAGCAAACCAGAUAAAAACACGACUGACGUGAUGAUCCGACACUCCUGUGGUUUUACGUAAAUGUCCAUUAUUUGUGUGUCCUCUGUGUAGAGGGAGUGCGAGCCGUCCCCCCCUGCCCCGCGCAGCCCGGCUCGCUUUCCUCUGCUCCCCGAAGCUUAAUAACAUCACUGGAGAUUUAGGUUUUAGCUGUGAAAUAAAGGUCGGCCUCUCUAGGGUUAUUUAUUACUUCUGUCAUGAAUUCACAAAAUGUGUCCCUCCUCAAGGGAUGGAGUUUGAAGACUGCUUUGUAUUUUAUCUUCGAUGAUUGUGCUGGGCCUUUAAUUAUUUUGAAGUAAUGUUCUCGGUAGACACCAAUGGAGAGGGAAUUCUGCCUAAAAUGCCAGUGGCGCGGGAUGGUCUGAAAUCCUCUCUCUCGGUCAUAUGUGGCUUCAGAGAGACUCGCAGUGUUUGGAAAUGUUAGUUGAAUGUGCUCUUAUUAACCAUGCAUGGAUUGAUUUCCUCUUACCGGUCUGGUCAGUGACUUGACUUUGGAUAAAUUUGGGAGCUUUGAAAUGUGAUUUUUCAAUAUUGUUUUACUUUGUGUUGAAGUUGGAGCUGCCACGAGGAUGAGGAUUUUUGCCCAUCCUGGAGCAAUUGGCUGUGGAGCUGCUUCACGCCUUCUUGGUUUGAAACAAAAAAGAUGGGAUGUUUCGUACCUUUGUAGGUGUGUGCGCUGCCGAAAGCUCCGAGCCCUCCCCUGUCCCUGCAAUGAAAUAUCACUGUCCCCAGUAAAAUACCUCCUGGUAGAGUAAUAAUUUUCAGCCCUCACUCUGGAAGAUGCCUCUUUGCCUGUGAUUUCUGAAGUCCCGGUUCACCCAAAUACGUGUUUAACUUUUAAUCCUGUCUAGCAAAGUGCUUGGGGGCUCUGGAGCGGGGCCGGGGCUGCCGUGGUGGGUUCCCUCUGCAGCUCCCACCACUUCCAGCCUGGUGGGGCUUGGAGUAACCCCAGCCAAACACAUGCCUAGACACAUGAUACCGCGUUCCAGCACUUGCAGCUGAAAAUUUAGAAAGAGUUCAUGGUCUGAUGGCAUUCCUGCACCGGAGUGCAGGAGUGCAGCCGAUGGCUUACUUCUUUGUUUUUAGUUUUUCCUGCUGCAUUCAAGAGAACAGGUUUUUCAGGCUUCCUGAGGUCAGGGAUGCACACCCUGCACUACCGGGAAGAGACCUCUCGGUGAAUGCUGCACCAAACAUUUCAGAUGGCUUUUAAAGAGAAAUCCUCCUUAAAGUAGAAAGGCAGUGACUCAGUUGGUCUCACCGCCCUUUUUCUUCUGGUUUGCUCUCUGCAGCGGGUUCUUCUCUCCUGGAGUCCACUGGGGACUGGCUUUGUCACUUGCUCAUAGAAAUACAAAGUGGAAGCAAUUCCUCAAAAACCAAUGGAACCCCAGCAGUUUUAAAUCCUAUGAAAUGAGGGGGACGGGCUGUACUGGAGCCGGGAUCGUGUGUUUUCAGCUGCCGAGUGUGGGAGCUGUGGCACCGCUGGGUCUGCUCCCACAUCGCUGGGCUCGUGAGGUGGAUGCAGUGGGAGGACAGGAUUUUUAGGUAGUGAGGAGUUAAAAUCAGCAGUUGACCGUCUUCUGGGCCUUAUUGUCCAUGUAGUCUUGCUGAGUAAUAUGGUCACAUGCGAUCCUUUUGCUAACCUCCUAUCCAUUCGAUCUUGCUUAAAUUAAGUGACAUUAUCAACCGAGCAAAAGGAGCCGAUGCGAGCUCUCCCCGGGGCAGCAGUUAGCAGCGCCAGGGCCGACCUGCGCUUUUAUGGUUUCUUUGCUUUUUGCCAAAGAUCAGAACAGAAACGGUACAUAUGACUGACCAGGACAAGCUUCAUGCUCAUAACCUGGUGUACUUGGUACUGACAGCAGAUGCAGAAGGCUAGAGCUUUGUCAUGAAGCUUGUGUUGCCUGCAGUAGUUUCAUUUUACUAAUUUUCUCCAUUAAUUUGACAUUGAAUGCACUGAUUUUUUAAAUUAUUUUUUUUAACGUAUCUAAACUACCAGCGUAGCCCCAUGUGGUAAGAAUUGAAAAGAUUUAAUUUUGUGAACAAUAAUACUUCCAACCCAGUCGUGUUGGAGAGCUGUAGGAAAAAGCCAGUUGUGCAAGAGGUAAGUUGCGCUCUUCCGUGGAAGGGGAAGCUGAGGCACAGCCGGCGUCGGCCCGAGCCGGGCCAAAGCCCCGUGGGCGGCAGAGCUGAGCGGUACCCGAGAUCCGGCCUCUGCUCCUUGCUGAGCUGCACGGCUCCAGGCGUGCUUCCUUCAGAGGAUGAGCCGGGGCAACAGAGAGUGACAUUUAUGAGCAAAUUUUCCCCAAAUGACUGCGUAAACCCAGAAUAACUUAAUCUCGCGCCUGCUUGUCCUACAGGGCUUCCAGACAGGGGGAAGAAGUUGUACCAAGAAGUCAAAGAUCUGUGGUAAACGUGCCAUUGAGAUGUGCACAAACUUUGCUAUAUGUUGUGAAGGACAGCUAAAAUGCGGCUUUUGGAGCCUUCUCCCUGCCUUGCCCGGCAGUUUGGGGUCUCCCGCGCAGCCCCCGCUGCCCGGGCACGGGGGAGCCUGGGCAUCACUGACCUCCUGACUCCUUUGGUAUUUGUUAGAAGAACCUCUGCACUUAGUCUUGAAGGUAAAAUGUAGUAGCAAACGGAGCAAAAUCUCUCUUGCAUUUAAGUUGGGAGGAGGGAUAAAAUAUCUCUUUGCCAAAAAAAAAAAAGAAUAGGCCGUAUUUAUUAAAAGACUUGCAAAUUUUCUCCACAUCAUUUUUUCCCUAGGGUUACUAGUUCGCUGCUAUUCUAGCUCGGUUAUUCAGUGAGAGAGGGGUUAGGCUCAUUUUUGUUUAGUUAUGGUGACUUUUAUCAACGAGGUAAGGAUGUCAUGGUGUGGUCAGGGUGGAAGGGGAUGAGCGUCAGAGUUGUGUCAUCUGGGUCAUGGAGGGAGCGGCUCCAGAUACCGCACGUCUCGGGGUCGUUCCGAGGCUGCCUGCCCUUCCCAGACCAGGAAUCGGGCUGAGGCUUCCAGGCACCACCAGUAAGGCAAACUGGUCGCACCUGUGGGAAGGAGGGAGAGGGUGAGGUGAGCCCAGGGCAGCGGAACGCGGCGCUGCUGGGAGGGCGGGGGGGGGCGGGGAGGGGAAAGGCAGACAGAAGAAACAAAACUGGUAAAUUUUGAUUCUUUUUGUUAAGCUGCAGUGUAAGGUUUUCUCAACUACUAGAUUCACAGCUGUUCAAUGGAUGGUGUAUAAGAGCAUAACCCAUUUUUAUAGAAUUGUUUCUCCUUUAUUGCUUAAGGCUAAUGGAGGAAAUAGUCUAAUUUUGUCUUAGAAAUUCUCUAUUAAAAUUGUUGGUUUGAGUCCAUCCGCUCAUAGAUUCUGACUGAUGAAACUGCAGGCUGUGAUUUCCAGCAGUUAUAACUUUAUCACUAUUCACUACCCAAGAAUAUUACAGCUUUAAAACAGCCUUAAGCAAAAGGAUGUUAUUUCUUUGUACUAAAUUUGGUUAAUGGAAAAGAAAAAAAAAAAAAUUCAAAACACUGGUAAUCCGUACUGCAUAGCAAACUCUUCUGAAAAAUGUUAUUGCACAUGUAAAAUAUGAAAACUUGACUCUGCUGUGUGUUAGGCAAUCCUGUAAUCUUUUUUCUUUUUUUUUCUUUUUUUUUUUUUUUUUGAUUCUUGUUAAAUUCAUUUCUUAAAUGCUUGGUUGGAAGACUGUGACAAUAGCUCAUGAAAUUGAGUGUUAUUUUUCUUUCUUUUUUUUUUUAAAUAUGUAAAGUGCAGUCUUCUGUAUUCAUGCAUAUUGUACAUAUCUGUAUAUGUUUUACUGAGCAACUAAAUAACAAUAAAUAUGAUGUUAAUGGUG